Molecule: messenger RNA, 1035 nt
Organism: Thalassophryne amazonica
Lineage: Eukaryota; Metazoa; Chordata; Actinopteri; Batrachoidiformes; Batrachoididae
Gene: polr3g
Product: polymerase (RNA) III (DNA directed) polypeptide G
Exons: 7
Coding region: 1-672 (223 amino acids)
Biological process (GO): transcription by RNA polymerase III
Cellular component (GO): RNA polymerase III complex
Source: RefSeq, a predicted model, not a curated record
AUGUGUUUGUGUGGUCUGCAGGAUUUGACCAUGGCGGGGAAAGGGCGAGGAGGCACUGCCUUCACCUUCAGCGUCGAGGCCCUGGGCAUUGGUAGGGGCAGCAUGCCCGAUGCCAGGGUCGGACCCAGCCCCCUUUUUCCAAACACGGAGUUUAAGCCUGUGCCGCUGAAAGCAGGUGAUGACGAGGACUACAUGCUGGCCUUAAAACAGGAGAUGAGAGGAGCCAUGCAGCGGCUGCCUCACCACAUCAAACGUCAGGCCAUGAGGGGAGUGGAGAGAUACACUGAGAGAUACCUCAAGCAGCACCAGAUGGAGGAUGAUGAGUGGACACCAGACUGGAACCGUUUCCCAAAAGAAUUGAUGCCACAGAAGAGAAAAAUGAAUCCUAAAUCGGGCACAAAGAAGAAAUGUGUGAAGGUCUCACACAAAGACACAGAAGAAAUGCUGAGUAGAUUAUAUGAACUGGAAAAGAAGGAUGGCAUGAGCCCUGAAAACUCAGAUGAUGAGAAGGAAAAGAAAAAGAAUGAGGAUGAAGAGGAACAAAUUGAAGAGGAAGAGUAUGAAGAAGAAGAAAUCGAAGAGGAAAAUGAUUACAUUGAAACAUAUUUUGACAACGGUGAAGACUUUGCUGCAGACAGUGAUGACAACAUGGACGGUGAAGCGACAUACUGACAAUAUUUGGCCUUCAGUCAUGCAAAUGAAAACAAGUGCACAAUGAGCUCCUGGACAGUGAGAUUGAUGCUAUAAUUUAAGAACAUUUCUUUAGCAUGGCAUAAUUUACAAAGUGUGAAUACUGGUAAUCAUGCAACUGCCAACUUAAUACUUGAGUGUAAAUGUCCAUUGAAUUAAUAUUUUAAGGUAUCUGCAUGUAAAUUCCUGUUCAGUGUGAAACAGCCUUCAGUAUUGUACAUAUGAAGAUAGUUUUGUUGGCUUUACUACGAUCCUAACGGGGAAUAUUGUAAUUUUGUAUAAAUAAGAAAUGGCAAUCUGUGCACUGGCAUUAGUUUAUUGAAAAUAAAGUUGGUUAAUCUUCAA